AUGUGGCGGUCGUUCUCGUCGCUCAACUCGAUGGCGCCGCCGGCAAUGUCCGGAAGGAGGCUGCUGACGGCGGAGAACGAGACGGCGAAUCGGCCCGAGGAGGAGGAAGUUGUUGAGCGGCCGGCGGACCCGGCAGCCUUGGCGCAGUUGCAGGCGUUUAUGGAGUGGGUGACGACGUCGAACGUGUUUUCGGUCGGUAUCAUGCUGGUGAUCAUCUUCAACGCCGUGGUCAUUGCCAUCGAGACAGACCGGACCGUGCGUGAGAACAACGCCAAGUUCUUUGCCGCCAUCGACUGGGCCACCAUCACCCUCUACUCGCUCGAGUUUGUCUUUAAGCUCAUCGCCCGUCCGCUCGGCUACUGGGAGUCGGGCUACAACCGGUUCGACUUUUUCAUCCUCCUCAUUUCAUACGUCCAACUGCUCUUUGCCUCGGCCUCGGUCCUCGGCGAGUUCACCUUUCUCCGUGUCAUCCGCGCCCUCCGCUCGCUCCGUGCCCUUCGCUCGAUCUCGUUUGUGCGCUCGCUGCAAAUCCUUGUCCAGGCCUUUUACAAGACUCUGGGCGACAUUGUCUAUCUCCUUGGCUUGCUCUUCCUCGUCAUCUUUGUCUACGCCAUCAUUGGCUACUACCUGUUUGGCUACGAGGAGUAUCACGACCGCGAGCGGUGGGGAACCCUCGGCGACGGCAUCAUCUCGCUCUUCACCUUUGUCACUGUCGACGGGUGGACUGCGCUCCAGGCUAAGCUUGACGAGAUCUCCAAGGCCUCGCGGCUAUACACUGUCUCGUUCAUCCUAGUUGGCCACUUUAUCUUUGCCAACCUCUUCAUCGGUAUCUUUGUCGAGCGCCUCGACCGCUCUGCCGCCGAGGACAAGGCCGCCAUGAAGCGGAUCAAGCUUGAGCAGUACCGCAAGAAGAAGGCUCUCAUUCUCGAGCGCCAGCAGCGCGACUACGAGGUGCUCAUCGAACGCACAAAGACGCUCUCACCCGAGCAGAACGUCCAAGACAUGCUCGAGCUCAUGGCCGGCUCGCUCCGCCACGACGAUCUCGUGCCCAUGACCAACCUCACCUGCAAUCUCACUUGGCUCAACACCUACCUUGCCACCAUGUCGUACCACGAGAACACCGUCUACCGCCUUCAGCAGCUGCAAUACGAGCUCAUCAACGUCAUGUCCGAGCUAGUUGAGCGCCGGUUGGCUGCGCAGCUUCCGCUGUGAGCCCGUUCACUCGGCCAUGACAUGGGGUGUGCUGUUGUACUUUUACCGACUAGCCUUAGUUUGCUGCGUUGGCCAGGAGUGUCGCCGCGUACGUCCACCGCGCGGCGUCGAUCGAUGACGAUCCCGACAACGGCGGCGAGGUGUAGACCCACCCGAGUGCGCUGUCGAUGCGCGUGUACCCGUUGCUGUUCGCGUAGGCGAUGCCUUCGGCCGACGCCACCGUGAGGUAGUCGUGCCGCGAUGCAGAGUAAAACAGCUGCAGCGGGACGGUACCCGGCGCUUCCAACGCGAG
Molecule: messenger RNA, 1504 nt
Organism: Thecamonas trahens ATCC 50062
Lineage: Eukaryota; Apusomonadida; Apusomonadidae
Product: cation channel sperm-associated protein 3
Exons: 1
Coding region: 1-1212 (403 amino acids)
Biological process (GO): transmembrane transport; monoatomic ion transport
Cellular component (GO): membrane
Molecular function (GO): monoatomic ion channel activity
Source: RefSeq, a predicted model, not a curated record